Molecule: messenger RNA, 2975 nt
Organism: Cynoglossus semilaevis (tongue sole)
Lineage: Eukaryota; Metazoa; Chordata; Actinopteri; Pleuronectiformes; Cynoglossidae
Gene: prkg2
Product: protein kinase cGMP-dependent 2
Exons: 20
Coding region: 502-2856 (784 amino acids)
Biological process (GO): protein phosphorylation
Molecular function (GO): ATP binding; cGMP-dependent protein kinase activity
Source: RefSeq, a predicted model, not a curated record
UCCAACACGAUUACUAGCGUGAGACUCAGCCGAGAAAUGUCAAAAACUACAAAGUUAACGAGGAAGUAGGAACAAAAUUCUGUCAGUGGUUAGCACAUUGUGAAACACUGCCACCUGUUGGAUACGAGGUUUUUUGUCAAUUUUAUGCAUGAAUAGAAACAAGUUUAAUACAAGUCUAUUGGGUAUUUCUAUAUUUUCUAUAUCUGAUGCGUAUUACGUUCCCAUGUAUUUAUUUACUGUAAUAGUAUUUAAUUUAUUAUUUAUUUUUUAAAAACAAAUUCUGGACACAAACACACACACAAACAUGCAUAUGUUCAAAAGUAUUUUUUUUCAUCCACUGUUUGAAUUUCUCUGUUGAGAUUCACCUCAGCGAUACCAACUGACAGCAGAGGGCAACAACACACCAGCAGCUCCUGUGUUUCUAGGAUUUACGCUUAAUCUGGUUUUCCUUCAUCAGCCGAUGAAAAAGGAGGCGACUUUUCUCUACACUGCAGUGGCAUUAUGGGAAAUGGUUUGAUGAAAUCGAAUCGUUACAAACUCCCAGAAUCCUGUAAUGGCCAGACACUCAGGGACAAUGAAGAAGUGGAGGCUCUAAGGUUACACAUGCACGAGCUGCAGGAGGAGGUCCGGAGGAAGGAGGAGGAGCUCCGCUGCAAAAGUCAGGAGGUCAGAGAUCUAAAGGAGCAGCUGGCUAAUCAGGAGCAGGCUCUGAUUGACCUGAGGGAGGAGCUUCACAACAGGUGUGUCGAGCUGGGCGAAUCACAGGAGGCCACGAAGAACCACGGCAGAGCCUCGCAAUCUGUGUCGUCCAAAGCCAACAGUGGUGGAAAAACAUGCUCCAAAGUCAAUGUCCCGAUCAAAGAGACAACAAACCGGAGAAAAGGAGCAAAAGCUGGAGUCUCCGCAGAACCCACAUCGAGAACUUACGACUGCAGCUCUCUGCCAAAGUUCUGCUUCGAGAAGGCACGGGUGCCCAAGGAUGUCAGUGUAAAGAAGUUGCUCACAGAUGCCCUACACAAGAACCAGUACUUAAAGCGACUAGAGCUGCAGCAGAUCAAGGACAUGGUGGAGUGCAUGUAUGAACGCAGCUACCAGGAGAGGGAGUAUGUCAUCACACAGGGAGAGCCGGGGAAUCACCUGUUUGUCCUGGCAGAUGGAAAACUGGACGUGUUUCAACACAACAAACGUCUGACGUCUAUGACUGUGUGGACAGCUUUUGGAGAGUUGGCUAUUCUGUACAACUGCACACGUACAGCCUCAGUGAAAGCUGUGAACAAGGUGCGUACGUGGGUGUUGGAUCGUGAAGUUUUUCAGAACAUCAUGAGAAGAACAGCUGAAAUGAGACAAGAACAACACCGUAACUUUCUCAGAAGUGUUUCUCUGCUGGCAAAUCUUCCUGAGGACAAACUGAGUAAAAUGGUGGACUGUCUGGAGGUGGAAUACUAUGAUAAAGGUGAGUAUGUGAUCCGUGAGGGGGAAGAAGGAAGUACUUUCUACAUCAUUGCACAGGGAAAGGUGAAGGUGACACAGACAAGUGAUGGACACAAAACACCACGUGUCAUCAACACACUGCAGAAAGGAGAUUAUUUUGGAGAGAAAGCUUUAAUCAGUGAUGAUGUCAGGUCAGCAAACAUUGUAGCGGAUGAAAAUGGAGUGGAGUGUCUGGUCAUUGACAGAGAGACCUUUGAUCAGACAGUAGGAACCUUUGAGGAGCUGCAGUCGUACCUAAAAGGCUACGUGGCAACACUCAGUCGUGACGACAAAAAGAGACUAGAGCGGAAGUCUUCACGUCACCCAAGUCAGCCGCUGCCUCCUGACGUUGUCCAGCUGAAGGACUUGGUCUCAACAUUCGUGUCAACACGACCCUUCGACCACCUUGAAACAAUUGGUACACUUGGAGUCGGAGGAUUUGGGCGAGUGGAACUGGUGAAGGUGAAGGGUGAAGAAAUCACUUUUGCUCUGAAGGUGAUAGAAAAGAAGAACGUGGUGGAGAACAGACAAGAGGAACACAUUCACUCUGAGAGGAGAAUCUUGGCUGAGGCUCGUUCCCCGUUUAUAGUCAGACUCUAUCGAACAUUCAAAGAUAAUAAAUAUGUGUACAUGCUGCUGGAGGCCUGUCUGGGUGGAGAGAUCUGGAGUCUGCUCAGAGACAGGUGCUACAGUUUCCCACUUUCCUUGCCCUGCGUAUUACUUCCUAUAAUGGGCAAUUUUGACGAAUCCACCACCAAGUUCUGUGUUGGCUGCGUCACAGAGGCCUUGGAUUACCUUCAUCGUAAAGGGAUCUUGUACAGAGACCUGAAACCUGAGAACCUCAUGUUGGACACAGACGGAUAUAUUAAAGUGGUGGACUUUGGAUUUGCGAAGAAGAUCAGAUGUGGUCAGAAGACCUGGACCUUCUGUGGAACACCAGAGUACGUGGCUCCAGAGAUCAUCCUGAACAAAGGACACAACUUCAGUGUGGACUUCUGGUCUCUGGGAAUCCUGGUCUUUGAGCUGCUCACAGGCAGUCCUCCAUUCUCAGGAAGUGAUCAGAUGAUGACAUACACAUUGAUCCUAAAAGGCAUUGAGAAAACAGACUUCCCAAAGAAGAUCUCGAAGAGACCAGAGGACCUCAUACGGAAGCUGUGCAGGAAAAAUCCCACAGAGAGACUUGGAAACCUGAAAAAUGGAAUAACAGACAUCAAGAAACACAGGUGGUUCAAUGGUUUCAACUGGGAGGGACUGAAGACCAGGACUGUGGCUUCUCCACUGAAGAGAGAAGUCUCAGGACCAACCGACCUCAGCUACUUCGACAGCUACUCUGCAGACGACCACAGUCCACCUGAUGAGCUGUCUGGCUGGGACGCAGACUUCUAGGUCGAUGGUUUGAAGCCAGGUUGGCUUAGAACAAAUUGUUUGUCAACGAACUUUGGUUUUACGUUUAGUUCACUGGUCAACUGUAAAAAAAAAAAAAAAAAGACUACUCCCAGACCAAA